This is a messenger RNA of Amoebophrya sp. A120, 615 nucleotides long. The record is from the annotation of a GenBank genome assembly. Lineage: Eukaryota; Dinophyceae; Syndiniales; Amoebophryaceae.
AUGUCGCUUUCCACUUGCGUAUUGGGUUUCCGUUUUCUUAUUUCUCGGUUGUGUCUUGUUCGGCCUUGCCUCCCUGUGCUUGGCGUGUUUCUGUCAUGCGUUUUUCAGAUCGGCGAUCUGCAUAACAUGAACGUAUAUCUCCUCAGUAAACAGACCUCACUACGCGCCAGCUUUCCUAUCCCGAGCGCGACCAUAAGAUUAUCCAGCAACAAGCGCGGCCUUGAUGGACAUCGACUGCCAGCCCCACAGCAAGGCCCUCUUCUAAUGCUAAAUCGCGUCCCCCGUCCUCGCCCGGGGUGCGAGUCAAGUUCCCAGGCUGUCCUCGAGUCCGGCGCAGUGGUUUUCCACUUUCAGCUCGUGUCUGAAGACAAACAGACACUCACUACUGGCGGCUCCGCGCCUAGUUUCUGCUCGCCCUCGCCAGGGGUGCGAGCUAAGUUCCCAGGUAGUCCUCGAGUCCGGCGCAGUGGUUUUCCAUUUUCAGCUCGUGUCUGAAGACAAACAUGCGUGCGUCACUUGCGGCCCCACGCCUAGUUUUCGCGGCGGGUUACGUUCCCGGGCUUACCUCGCACUCGAGCUCAGCGAAGCAGUUUUCCAGUUUCAGGUCGUGUCUGA